Lecanosticta acicola is the source of this 770-nucleotide messenger RNA. NCBI's taxonomy places the organism in Eukaryota, Fungi, Ascomycota, Dothideomycetes, Mycosphaerellales, Mycosphaerellaceae. The record is from the annotation of a GenBank genome assembly.
AUGAAGCAUUUCGCAUGCCCUGUUCUACUUGUAGCAGCCGCUGUGGCUGCUCCUGCGCCUGUAACGAAGCGUGGUGGUAUUGUUUCACACCUUUAAUGACUCCGUCAUAUUUGGAAAGCUAACAAAACCAUAUAGAGGUCGCCGAGCGAGCCCCCAUUGCCGAAGCUUUUGCAAGCACCUUUCCCGGGUUCUACGGGAAAUCAGAAGAAGACGUAGCCAAAUUCAUCACCAAGGGAGCCCAAGUCACAACAGAGACAUCCGCGCAGGCCGCCAAAUGGACACGAGACGCCACCGAAGCCGGCGAUGAAGUGAACUACGCCAUCGCCAUGUCCAAGCGCUCGCUACACAUCAGCAAGAGAAUGUCCGAAGACGAAGAAUGGGUCGAAAAGGAAUACGAGCGCGCGGAUUCCCUCGCACGACGAGCGGCUCGCCUUCGACGAGAAGCCGUCGCCGCCGCGGAGACGGCAUCCGAAGGCAAAGGCACCGCGGAGGAAGUCCGAUUUCAGUCUUUCGCGGCUCUGAAUGCGAAGCGCGAAGCGGAAACUGCUCUCGAAGAAGUCGCAGAAGCGUACGCGACGGUCGCCUACGCCUUGAAAAUCCGCUCGAGCCCUCAGAGUGUCGAAUUCUUCACCACGCGCGACCAGACGGCGGCGGAAGGGGCCAUGGGCCGGGAACGGAGGGCCAGGCGGGAGAGUUUCUUUGCGAAUCAGGCCGCGCGGAAGCGGGAGGCUGUUCAUGAGCAGGCUCUGAAAUUGAGGGAUGAGUUUUGA